UCUAGAUUGCAAUUGAUAAUGGUAAUAUGAGCAAACUCUCUAUUAGCCGAUCCAACAGAGCUACUAUUCACAUCGCCCAACUAUUUGAUCAUGUCCUCAUCCUACACUUGUUUUCCCUCAAAUACCCAGCAUGUAAGGUUCUCAAAUAAAGUGAAUAUAUUGCAUGAAGGACACCCUCACACCCACAGACACUCACACAUUCACUCGUACAAGCAAUUGGAGGCACCAAAGAAUGUCCCAAGUUCACAUCCUGGCGAUGCCAUUUCCAGGACAAGGCCACAUCUCUCCAAUGCUCAAUCUCGUCAAACACUUGAUCUCGCGCUCCACAAGCGUUGUGGUGACCAUUGUCAACAUUGAUAGCAUCCACCGCAAGCUCCACGCAGCAACACAAACUUCUCCAUCUCCAUCUCCAUCCUUCGAUCAACUUCGCUUCGUUUCCAUCCCCUUCCACUGGUCCAUCCCGCACGGCUUCGAUGCGUACUGCAUGCAAAACAUGGUGUCCUUCAUGGAGGCCGCCGAGAGCAUGAACGUCGAACUCGAAAAGCUCCUCCGCGAGCUCCACCCCAGCUCCAACUUUUGCUGCCUCAUCUCCGACUACUUCCUCCCCUGGACGCAGCGAGUCGCCGACAAGUUUGGAAUCCCCAGAGUGGCGCUCUGGUGUGGCUGCGCUGCCUGGUCCUCGCUCGAGUUCCACAUCCAAGACAUGGUCUCCAGGAACCACGUUCCAGGUGAUCGAUCACUCGCGAUUCAUUUUCCGGAACUUCUAAGCUUUUUCUCGUCCUGUUUCCCUGCAGUCUUAGAGCUCGACCAAGCCUCCUUCCUCGUCGACUAUAUCCCCGGCCUCCCUCCACUUCACCCGGCUGACAUUCCCACGUAUCUCCACACGGCCAGCGAGCGAUGGAUCCAGAUGAUUGUCGAGAGAGCCCCGUUGAUACGUCAAGCUGCCUGGGUCCUCGUCGACUCUUUCAGCGAGCUCGAGCCUCAGGUCUUUGAGGCGAUGCAGCAGCGUCUCGGCCACAAGUUCGUGUCGGUCGGACCGCUCUCCCUGCUCCACAGCUCCAGCUCCACCAUAGCUUUGCGACCGGCAGACGAGCAGUGCCUCGAGUGGCUGGACGGCCAGGCUCCAGCUUCCGUAGUGUACAUUUCUUUCGGAAGUAAUGCCGUACUGUCCGUGGAUCAGUUUGAGGAGCUCGCCGAGGCGUUGGAAGCCAUGAAGCAGCCGUUCCUGUGGGUGAUCCGUCCAGAGCUCGUCACGGCCGCUCGUCCGGAUGUUCUUCCACGAUUGGACGAGAGCGGCGUCGAGCAGAGGAAAGCAGCGUUCCUGAAGAGAACCAGAAACUUCGGCUUCGUCACUGCCUGGUCGCCGCAGCUCAAAGUUCUCUCGCAUGCUGCCGUAGGAUGCUUCGUCACCCACUGCGGUUGGAACUCCAUCCAGGAGAGCAUAGCCAGCGGAGUUCCAAUGGUCGGAUGGCCUUGGGCUGCCGAGCAGAACUUAAACUGCAAGCUCAUGGCCGAGGACUGGAAGCUCGGUCUCCGUUUUCAUCAAGUCACCGACACCGACAUCGACACCACCGCUGCUGUUAAUGCCGCCAAGAGAGGCGGCGUGAUAAAAUCUGUCCAGAUCCAGAAGAUCAUACGGGAGAUCAUGGAAGAUCACGAAGUUGCAGCCGAGCUUCGGGCAAAAGCCAAGCAGAUGAAAGACGUCGCCAGAGCUGCUGUCGCGAACGGUGGCUCGUCCUUCCAGAACUUAUCUCGUUUCUGUGAAGAACUCGCGGCCACGUCGUUCUGAAUCAAAUGUCAACUCUAAGAUGUUGUCCUAGCACUUUUUCUGCCUAUAGCUGCUGUAACUCUUCCUCCUCCUGGUCGCUGUCUCUCCAGAUGCUUGAUAGCAACA
Molecule: messenger RNA, 1894 nt
Organism: Selaginella moellendorffii
Lineage: Eukaryota; Viridiplantae; Streptophyta; Lycopodiopsida; Selaginellales; Selaginellaceae
Product: UDP-glycosyltransferase 84B1
Exons: 1
Coding region: 164-1789 (541 amino acids)
Molecular function (GO): UDP-glycosyltransferase activity
Source: RefSeq, a predicted model, not a curated record